AUAAUAUCAACUGAAGCCAAAAACAAUAUAAUACUUAGAGAGGUUUCUCUCUCCUCUUAAAAGACAAAUAGGUUAGAAGUAGUUAACUUGUGACAGAAGGAGAAAAGGAAAAAAAAAAAGAGAAUGGAAAGCAAAGAAGAAUCAUGCGUUUACAGAAACCCAGACGCGCCAGUGGAGGCGCGUGUUCAAGACCUUCUCUCUCGGAUGAGUUUGGCGGAGAAGAUCGGUCAGAUGACUCAGAUCGAACGCGUCGUAACUACUCGUACCGUCAUUACAAAUUCCUUCAUCGGUAGUGUUUUGAACGGCGGAGGGAGUUGGCCGUUCGAGGACGCUAGGCCAUCGGACUGGGCUGAUAUGAUCGACGGUUACCAAAACGCAGCUUUGGCAUCACGUUUGGGAAUACCGAUAUUAUACGGCAUUGAUGCCGUCCACGGCAACAACAACGUUUACGGAGCCACCAUCUUCCCCCACAACAUUGGACUCGGAGCCACCAGAGACGCAGAUUUGAUCAGAAGAAUUGGGGCUGCAACAGCACUAGAAGUAAGGGCCAUGGGUGCUCACUGGGCGUUUGCUCCUUGCGUAGCCGCUUUGAGAAAUCCACGAUGGGGGAGAUCCUAUGAGUGUUUUAGUGAAGAUGCUAACACUAUAUGUGAGCUGACAACGCUUGUCUCGGGCCUUCAAGGAGAGCCACCCAAAGAACACCCUAAUGGUUACCCUUUUAUUGCGGGAAGAAACAAUGUGGUUGCUUGUGCAAAACACUUCGUUGGAGAUGGUGGUACCGAAAAUGGCACAAACGAAGGGACCACUAUUGUGUCAUUCGAAGACUUGGAGAGAAUACAUCUUCCUCCAUAUCUGAAUUGUCUUGCUCAGGGAGUUUCUACUGUUAUGGCAUCUUACUCAAGCUGGAAUGGAAGUAAACUCCACUCUGACUAUUUCCUCUUGACUGAGCUUCUGAAACAGAAACUAGGUUUCGAGGGAUUUAUCAUUUCAGACUGGGAAGCUUUGGACCGGCUUAGCGAGCCAUUUGGAUCAAAUUACCGCAACUGCGUCAAGAUCUCAAUUAAUGCUGGAAUUGACAUGGUGAUGGUGCCUUUCAAGUACGAACGGUUCAUACAUGACCUAACAGAUCUGGUGCAGUCAGGGGAAGUGUCAAUGGCUCGGAUUGAUGAUGCUGUUGAAAGAAUACUCAGAGUGAAGUUUGUAGCUGGUCUUUUCGAACAUCCUCUCACAGACCGAUCUUUAUUGGGUACUGUUGGCUGCACGGAACAUAGAGAAUUGGGCCGUGAAGCGGUUAGAAAGUCUUUAGUUCUGCUAAAGAACGGCAAACAUGUUGAUAAACCGUUUCUACCACUAGAUCGCAAUGCCAAGAGAAUUUUAGUCACCGGAACACAUGCUGACGACCUUGGCUACCAGUGCGGGGGAUGGACAAAGGCAUGGUUCGGUUUAAGCGGAAGGAUAACAAUCGGCACAACGCUUUUAGAUGCCAUCAAAGCAAUAGUUGGAGACCAAACAAAAGUAAUAUAUGAGAAAUAUCCUUCGGAGGAAUCCUUAGCCUCGAGUGAAGGCUUCUCUUAUGCAAUUGUUGCGGUUGGGGAAUCGCCGUAUGCAGAGACUCUGGGGGAUAACUCAGAACUCAUAAUACCUUUCAACGGGAGUGAUAUUGUAACCGCAGUUGCAGAGAGAGUCCCCACUCUAAUGAUCUUGUUCUCAGGACGGCCUAUGGUUCUUGAGCCGACGGUUCUUGAAAAGACGGAGGCUGUAGUCUCUGCUUGGCUGCCUGGAAGCGAAGGGCAAGGAAUGGCUGAUGUCAUAUUUGGAGAUUAUGACUUUGAGGGAAAAUUACCAGUGAGCUGGUUCAAACGAGUUGAACAGUUGCCCCUAAACGCUGAUGCAGAUUUGUAUGACCCGUUGUUCCCUCUUGGUUUCGGUCUCAAUUGAAUUCCAGCGGGAAUUCAAACCAUGUUUAACUUCACUGGCCUGGCAAAACAUUUAUCCAUUAAUGAUGGAGUUCGAGUGUGUUUGUAAUAACAAAAUCAAGUGAUAUGAGCGUGUGUGUGUAUUAUUGAUAUGUAUGUUCCCCAUGUAUAUUUUGAGAAUCUAUAAGCAAAACUAAAUUUCCUUUUUUUUCUAGCACGUUUUUUUUUUUAAACUUGAACGAUUGAUGUGUUGACCCGGUUUUUUUUUGUCAUUAUCUUAGUUUCUUGUUGACAAUCCAUCAAAGCAGCAGUUAGAGAUAAACCCAAAGUCAUUUACGAGAAAAAUCUUCAAAAGAAUUAGAAGAAGCUGAUGCUCAACCAAAAAACAAGAAGAAGAAAGCAUUGAAACUGAGCACUUUACCAGAUAACUAGCAAAAAUAAGAAAAUCAACCAAGAAGUGAUAACAUUUCUAAACUAAGAAAGAUUAUAACUUUAGUGAAAUGAAAGAUAGCUCAUUGAGCUUUAUUUAAGAAAGUAGAGAAAGAGCAAAGCUUUAGACUUGUCCCCAAGAACGCAAAGAUUCUAUUCAUCAAAGCACAUAACAACAUAUAUAUGAAUCUAGAAACCCUAGUUACAUGGGUUACAAAACCUGCUAAUGGAUCAUAAACUUGAGUUUUAGUUUGGACUUUAAUACUCCCCGCAAACUUAGCAUCAGGUGAAAAAAUCAAGAGGUUGAGUUUGAACUGGAAAUGAAGAUGGCAUGGAAUGAGCAUAAGUAGAUGUAGUAGGAUGCUUGUGAUGUUGGCAAAUGGUUGUACUCACCAAUGUAGACAGACAUUAGUGUGAAAUUUUUUCAGGCCUAUACUUGGAGAGUAUCACAUGGAUUCACUUAGAGGUUUCUCUUGAACUUGGAGAGCUUAAUUGAUCUCACUCAGAGGUAUAAUUGUGACAUCUUUGUCUAACUAUGUAUCUAGGUUUCAUUUACCUAUUUCAUUCCUCUAAUGUGUCUCAUGAAGAACACUCUUUCCACACCUACCAAAUAC
Brassica napus (rape) is the source of this 2959-nucleotide messenger RNA. RefSeq names its product beta-glucosidase BoGH3B. The coding region runs from base 124 to 1938 and encodes 604 amino acids. Gene Ontology annotation, molecular function: beta-glucosidase activity. Gene Ontology annotation, biological process: glucan catabolic process. The record is from RefSeq and is a predicted model, not a curated record. The transcript has 9 exons. NCBI's taxonomy places the organism in Eukaryota, Viridiplantae, Streptophyta, Magnoliopsida, Brassicales, Brassicaceae.